UGGGCUGGUUUUAGAGGUUUUAGUGUAGUAGUAGUAUGUAGUGUACUCGUACUUUGCUCUGUCUCUGUUCUCGCCAUACUCGCCUACUCGGUACUGUUCUGUUUCGUUUCGUUUCGUUUCGUUUCGUUUCGUUAGUUAGUUUUUUACUUUUCAGUUUUUAGUUAGUAAGUGAUCAUAUCGCGGUGUCGUAUUGUACUGUGUUGCGCUGCGCUGCGCUGUGCUGUGCUGUGCUACGAUUGCGAGUCGAGUAGUUUGUUGUAAUAUUAUAUGUACUUUUACAUUACAAGUUAUCUUUCUUUAUUUCUAACCCGACCGUUUUCUCAUUUUUUUCUAUCUCUCUGUUUCGCUAUUUAGUUGCUAUACCUACCUACUACUCGAAACUCGGAAACUCGAUGCUCACUGCUCACUGCUCAGUGGUUUGAGUGGUUGAUACCGCGAUUGUACGACGCGACGUACGGAGCGCGUAAAGUGAAUUAGUAUAUUUUGUGUAAUAUCAGUCAGUAAUACCGUUACGGCGUUACCGUAUACCACCUCGUACCUCGUAGAUUCGAUACUGUAUGUGUAUAGUGUAUUGUAUAACAACGACGAUGUAGUGUCUAGUGUAGUACGAGUACCAGUACCAGCACCAGCACCAGCGAUCGAGCGUCGAGUUAUCGUGAAAUUAUUGUGGACUUGUGGUAUGCACUAUGCAGUGCACUGUGUUGUGAUGUGUGCUAGUGCUUGUUUACUUGCGAGGUUGUAGUCGUCAUCAGUGGCUCGGCGUCGUCAUCGCGUUCGCGUUCGCAUCCGCAUCGGGCGAUCGGGCAUACAAUUACAUAGCUGGUAGUGGUUACUCUUUGAGUGAGACUGGUUGAUGGACUCGUACUCGUACUCGUAUUAUUGUAGCGAGCGACGUUGAAACGUGCAUUUUAUUCCGCUUACUGUGUCUCUGGCGGCAGCUGCAGUAGCUGGUGGUCACGUUAUCAUAAGGAUCAAGGAUCGUUCGUUUACGUGCUAGCUGUAGCUGUAGCCGGUGAUGGAAUGCGACGCGACGUCGACAUCGGAUCGGCGCUGGUCAGUGCAAUGUAGGUGGUCAUGUACUGUACCUGUUCCUGUACCUACACCUACACCUACACCUACUGGGCAUCGGCUUCGGCGGCGUGGCGUGUUGUGUUGAAUUGAAACUGAAACGAGAAGUCGAGAAACGAAACACGAAGAAAGUAGCAGCAGCAGCAGGGGAAAAACGAUAACGCCGAAGCGAUAGCGAACGUACGAUUGCCGACUGACUGACUGACUGACUGAGGUGAUAAACAACGGCAAGUUGGCAACGGCUCGGCUCGGCUAGGCUGUAGACGCUUGACGCUUGGCGCUUGGCGCUUGGCGCUUGGAACGGUGUUAGGUUGUGCCGCUGGGCGCAGUAAGCGUUUUUUUUUUCAUUUGCUACAAAUCUCGAGCGUCAUCAUCAUGUCGAAAUUCGAUUCGAUUUCGAGCGGCAGCCGUCGUCCGCGAGGACGGCCUCGCAAAAACGACGGACCGGAGUCUUCUUCUUCCAACGAUGAAAAGCUCAUUAGUCGCAAAGAAAGCUCGAAAGCGUCUUCGUCGCGAGACGAAAGAUUUAAUAGACACGCGCGAGCUCGUAAAGAAAGAAAAUUGUACUCGGAUGAAUGGGCUUUGGGUGAUGAUGACGAUAUGGACGGCGGCAACAUCAGCGUAUUCAGCAUUACGGAUAAGGUCGAAGCGCCCCGAUUUUCCCAAAACUUUGUCAAAGAAAUGAACGGAGCAGACUUCAAUCUGGCUUACCUGCAAAGAUACGGUUUCAACACUCCGAUUCUGUUCAAAGAGAAAACCGGUUUAGGGUUGCAGGUUCCUAGUUCAACUUUUACUAUAAACGAUGUGCGAACCUGCGUAGGCUCUCGUCGUGUUCUCGAUGUUAUGGAUGUAGCUACUCAGAAAAAUUUCGAAAUGACGAUGAAAGAAUGGCAAAAAUAUUACGACGAUCCGCAUAAAGAUAAAUUACUGAACGUUAUUUCUUUGGAAUUUAGUCACACUCGGUUGGAGAAUUAUAUCAGAAGACCGUACAUUGUAAGAUUGAUCGAUUGGGUGGACUGCGUUUGGCCGCGCCAUCUGAAAGAUGCUCAGAAAGAAUCGACGAAUGCUCUCGACGAAAUGAUGUAUCCGAAAGUUCAGAAAUAUUGUUUAAUGUCUGUCAAAGGGUGUUACACGGAUUUCCAUAUAGAUUUUGGCGGCACCUCGGUGUGGUAUCACAUUUUAAAGGGAGGAAAGGUUUUCUGGCUCAUCCCUCCGACUGAACAUAAUAUUCAGCUGUACGAACAGUGGGUGCUGUCUGGAAAGCAAGGCGACAUAUUCUUCGGCGAUACGGUGGAAAAAUGCGGUCGAGUCAUUUUGACCGAAGGCAAUACUUUUUUCAUUCCUACAGGAUGGAUACACGCCGUCUAUACGUUGAAAGACUCGCUAGUUUUUGGCGGCAAUUUUUUACACUCGUUCGGAAUCGAAAAACAGUUGCGCAUCGCUCAAGUCGAAGAUGCCACCAAAGUUCCGCAUAAGUUUCGUUACCCUUAUUUUACCGAAAUGUUGUGGUACGUUUUGGAGAGAUACGUUUACUGUUUGUUGGGCAAAUCCCAUUUGAAAGAAAGAAACGGAACGAUUUACGAUAAUCGAGAAAAUGUCAAACCGAACGAGCACGUUCAUUUGACGCCUCAGGAACUGCACGGGUUGAAGGCGAUAAUUAAAUACGUUUACACGUUGCCGUCUAACAAGAAGAACGUUCCGGAACUGAUUAGCGAUCCCAUACUUUUAAUCAAGGAUGUUCGUACUUUAAUCGAAUUGCAUUGCCACGAUAGUCCCGAUCAAUCGGUUACCGGCCGUCCCGUUCUACCGCCGCAGGUGCGUUUUCUAAUGGUCUCGCCAUUUUUCUUUACCUCUUUACUUACCCACGUUACGUAUCUCUAUCUGUUGCGUUUGUAUUCGCAGGAAAAACCGAGGAAAUCGCACAAAAGCGAGGAAGACGAAUCGAAAGUGAAAUCAGUUAAACACACUCAUCAUUCUAAAGCAAAUCUCAACUUUCCUCGACGACGGCGGACACGAUGCAAGAACUGCCAGGCUUGUAAGCAGGCCGAUUGCGGCGAGUGCGCUUUUUGUCACGAUAUGGUCAAAUUUGGCGGCCCUGGAAAAGCUAAGCAAACCUGCGUUAUGCGACAAUGUCUGCAACCCAUGUUACCGGUAACCGCUGCUUGUAUUAUCUGUUCGCUGGACGGAUGGGGCCAGCAAAUUGUCGUGCCGAUCCAAAAAUCCAGCAAAUUAACGCCCAGCAGUCUGAUGGAAUGCAGCGUAUGCUACGAAAUCCUGCAUCCGGAUUGUAUUGCCAAAAUGAUUCCAGAUAUCGAAGGAGUUGUUAACGAAGAUUUGCCCAACAGUUGGGAAUGUCCGAAAUGUUGCAAGACAGGAAAAAACUUGGAAUACAAGCCGAGGCAUUUCAGAGCUAGACACAAGUCGUCCGAUUUGAGACGUAUGUCGGAGGAUUCAGACUAUUCCGAUUCCGAGGGUAACGAUACCAAAGGGCCUUCGUUGUCAUCGUCCGUUCCUAGUUACAGUCAGACUAAGAAACGUAAAACCGAUUCGAGCGAACAAGCGAAAAAUAAUAUUUUGAACGCGCGCCUUAACGAAGAUAACGUCAACAGAUGCGACGAAGGUGGUUCCAUCACCGCGGCAACUUGUUCAGCGGCGGCGACGACGACGACGACGACCACCACCACGACCACCACCACCACCGCCACCACCACGCCAUCGCCGCCAUCACGCGCUUCGGCAUCAUUGUCAUCGUCAACGUCAUCAUCAUCGGUAGCGGCGGCGGCUUCUACGGCGGUAGCGACUUGUACGGUUUCUUCGCCGUCCGCCACAAUCGCAACGUCAACCUCUGCAGCAGCAACAACAACAGCAGCAUCGGCCACGACUACGACGACGGCGACGACGACGAUGCCGGCGACUGCGGAACCUCCUCGUAAAUUGGCUCUACGAACGCAGUUGGCCAACCAGUUGACCGGCAAUUCGAUGAAAUCGCUGAAACGUCCUCUGUAUCCGGUUCGGCCGGCUCCGGUUGCGAAUAAAAUGACGAGCGCCGAGUGCAGCGCGUUGCCGUCGUACAUGACGCAAUCGGCGCUGCUGUUGGUGUUCAAAUGGUUGACGCCGAACGAGUUGGCCAAAUGCGCGCUCGUCUGCAAAGCCUGGUCCUCGGUCAGCGUCGACUCGUCGCUGUGGAAGCGCAUGGACGUGACCAGCAAACGUUUGACGGCGUCUUGUCUGGCCGGCGUCGCCAGACGACAGCCCGAAAGCCUGGUCAUGGAUUGGACGGCGAUCGCGAAACGCCAGCUCGAGUGGCUGAUCGCGCGACUUCCGCAACUCAAAGAACUCUCGCUGCAGGGCUGCUCGUGGACCGGCGUCGCCGCGCUCCGCACCUGCAACUGUCCGCCGCUCACGUCGCUCGACCUGAGCUUCGUUACCGGCAUGAACGACGCGUCGCUGCGCGACAUACUGUCGCCGCCCAAAGACACCAGGCCCGGUCUCAUCGACACCAAGUCGCGUCUGCGCCACCUGCGUACCUUGAAGCUGGCCGGCUGCGAAAUAUCGGACGUCUCUUUGCGCUACAUCGUGCAGAACACUCCGCAGCUGUCCGCUCUCGAUUUGUCGCAGUGUAUUCGUCUGACCGACGCCGGCGUCGCGCAACUCACCGCCGCGCCCGCCACCACCUUGACCACGUUGACGUGGCUCGAUUUGUCCGGCUGCUCGGCCGUUACGGACGCGUCUCUCGACCAUCUCUCCAAGUGUACCGCCAUCAAGCAUCUGGAUCUGCGACACACCACCCAGGUUACCACCAACGCCGUCAAUAAAUUCCUAACCAACAACGAGCGCUUGCACAUGGUCGAGGAUCGAUUGUUGGUCGCUAAAACGUCGUCGUAGCCGUAGCCGUAGCCGUAGCCGUGCCAACACUUUUUCAAUGGUUAGGCGCGCUUCCGCUUCCCUUUGUGUCCGUUGUUCUUCUACAUCUACAUCUACAUCUACAUCUACAUCUACACUAUACGCGACUCUACUAGCCAUUCGAUACUACGUAUUGUCGUCGCAUUACCUCCCCUCUCCCUUCCCUCCUCGCCUUAUUGAGAGAUGAUUUUUGCUAGUCGUCGUACGCGGUGCUCUUUUACCUGUAAACUUAUCGAUGAAGGAUGCGGCCGCCGUGCGGCUGUGGCCGUGAAUUUGGCCGGGAAGCCGAAUCCAGCCAUUAUGAAAAUUACCGAUCUACCAGCGCGUUUUAUACGGUCCAGCGUUUCCUUUCACGAUAAGUACACACGAGCACGACGUACGUUUGUUUUAUUAUUUAUUUAUGUAUUACCUACCUACCUACCUACCUACCUACGUUGAAUAUGUAUGUAAAUAUAUUCGGUAUCUACUUUUUAAACUGUAAAUUAUGAAUUUUAAAGUUUUAAAAAAACAAAAUACCAAAAAAAAAAAAACACAACCGAAUACCGUGUAAAUUGACGCCUGCGCUGCCUCGUGUUGGCGGAUUUUUAUUUAAAUUUUUACGAACCCGUUUCUUACUUUUAAUACAUUUCGUUUCGUUGCGCUCCGGUAACGUUUCUCUUUUUCUUUUUUUUUUUACGUGUACCUAUUUUAGAUUUUGUCAUUACGUUUUUAUAUAAAAAGAAAAAAAGAAAAAAAAUCGACUCGAAUUGCGCGCUGCUGUCCGCGCAAUUGUCCGAGUGAGAAGGCGAAAGCCAUUCUAUCACGUGUAAUUCUAUUUUUCGUGCGUUCGUUUUUUACUCUUUCAUUUCUCUUUGUAUUGUACCUAUGUGUUUUUUUCUUAAAAUUCAUUCGUGCAUAAUGAAGUAAAAUGCUGUGUUCGUUUUUUGUA
This is a messenger RNA of Planococcus citri (citrus mealybug), 5899 nucleotides long. It is a transcript of the gene Kdm2, whose product is annotated as Lysine demethylase 2. The transcript has 13 exons. Gene Ontology annotation, biological process: protein demethylation; regulation of transcription by RNA polymerase II. Gene Ontology annotation, molecular function: histone demethylase activity; transcription coregulator activity; protein binding. NCBI's taxonomy places the organism in Eukaryota, Metazoa, Arthropoda, Insecta, Hemiptera, Pseudococcidae. The coding region runs from base 1444 to 4953 and encodes 1169 amino acids. The record is from RefSeq and is a predicted model, not a curated record.